Molecule: messenger RNA, 757 nt
Organism: Brachypodium distachyon (stiff brome)
Lineage: Eukaryota; Viridiplantae; Streptophyta; Magnoliopsida; Poales; Poaceae
Product: protein FATTY ACID EXPORT 6
Exons: 3
Coding region: 169-537 (122 amino acids)
Cellular component (GO): membrane
Source: RefSeq, a predicted model, not a curated record
CGCCAGGUCACUCCGGCGGCGACAGGUCUACUCAAUCACCAUCGCCACUCGCCAGUAAGCAACAGAGAAUCAGAGAAGUCACCGGAGCGUGGAGAAGACGACCCGAUAGUGGAGGCAGAGUACCACCAGCCGCCGGCGGGAACCAGGAAGGGAGGAUCCGGGAACGGCAUGGAUGAUUUCUACAUCACCAUCCCGUAUGGACUGAUUGUUCUGGGAGGCGGCGUCGUCGGCUACGUUAGGCGGGGGAGUGUGGCCUCGCUGGCCGCCGGAGCCGGAUUCGGCGGUGCGCUCCUCCUUGCGGGCGCGCUCAGCAUCUGGGACUUCGCGCACGGCCACUCCAAUUCCCUCUUCGCCACCGUCCUACAGACCGUUUGUGCUGCAGCAUUAACAAUAGCUAUGGGAAUAAGAUACAUGAAAACAAGAAAGGUAAUGCCAGCUGGAAUAGUUGCCACCAUCAGUGCGCUUGUACUGAUAUUCUACGUCUACAAGAUAUCAAACGGUGGUAAUGAGGUCUACAUCCCAGUAAGCGACGAGUGAGCCUGCUGAAUCGAGCAUCUCCAGUCCUCUGGUGUACAUGCUGUAUCUAUGAAACAAAUAAUUGUGAGGCAAAUCAUCUCUUUGCUGCACAUUUGAUUCUUGUGAGAAAAAAUAAAUUAUAUUCUUAUCUUGAAAUAUAUAUGGCUGGCAAGAAAACCAUGACUUUUGUAUACAAACCACUGCGAUUGUCCGUUAUAUAUGUAUGCAUAUAUUGCACUCC